UCUGAAGAUGGACCAAUCAGCGGACAGCAGAUGAGAUCGAGGGCUGCGCGUUCGACCUAGCGCUGGCAAGAAGUUAGUUCCUGCUCUACGCUGGCCGUUUCCUGUAAUCGUACAGUGUUGUGAGACGGAGAAAGCCAUGUGUGUCGAUGCAAAGGGCAUCAGUGCACACAUUUAUUAAUGGAUCUCUUAAAGUUCACUCCAACCAGAGAAGCAAAAAGUAACUCCAGAGAGUAGGAGAGGAUAGAGGGGAGGAAGAGAGAGAGUAAAGAAGGGUGAACCGGUGGACUCUCUCUUUUCCUGUUCCCCACUCCCUAAUAAUUCAUUUCAGCAUAAUUGCAAAAUCUCUUCAGACCUGUUGGAUGUUUUUGUACCGACACUGGAUAUCACACAUUCUUUUCUUUUUUUCACAAACUCUUUGACAAGAUGGCAGACCCCAUUAUGGACCUCUUUGAUGACACACCACUGUUCAAUUUGGAUUCCCUACCGGAGGAUGCAUUCUCACAGGGCUCCUCAGACCCAGUCGAGGAGGCGCUGAAGUUGGCACUGGGCCAUGUGGACCCACCUAUGGACCCUACACCGGAUCCUGGUGUCCCUCUGCUCAGUGAUGUUGUCACAGAUCCAGCUCUAAUCCCAACACCCCUCGCAGCACCUGUCUCCGUCCCACUGCAGACCCUUCAAACACAGCAGCCCACCCAGAUGUCCCAUGAGGUUUCUGUUGCCCCGGCUUCAAUUUCCGUUCAGCCCUCUCUCUCGGUGGCCAGUAAUAGCAGUGGGGCAGCAACGGUCCUGCUGAGCUCCCCUCUUGGAGUACCUGUGUCAGGGGCUCAAGUUGCCACCCAGCAAAUCACUGUUACGCAACAGUCAGCAGGGCAGUCGGCUCCAAAAAUUGUAAUUUUCAAAGGCCCUCAGGGUCAGACUCAAGUGCUACAGGGUGUCACAGGAGCCACAGGCUCUCCAGGGAAAGUCACCCUUGCUAGAGUUCUGACAGGGACCCCGCUUAGGCCAGGGAUGGCGGUUGUUUCCGGGGGAACGGUGUUAAAUGCGACAUCUCCUGGGCAGGGACAGGUCAAAGUAGGCACUGGAGUUCAAAGGCUGGUUCAGACUCCAAAUGGCCCGAUGAAGCAGGUGUUACUGACCUCGGUGCCUCAGACUCAAUCGCAGGUUCAGACACAAUCAGUCCAGGUGCAGAUACCUGCACAGGCGCAGCUGCAGUCACCGUCACAGCCAGCACAGGUACAGGCGCAGGUCCAGGUGCAGCCUCAGACGCAGGUGGCAUUACAAACACAGGACCAAGUGCCGGCUACUACAUCCCCUGGAACGACAGCAGCGGCCAUCCGACCUCAAAGUGUCACACUUUCAGCAGUGCCACAGCAGGUCAGUCUCUGCCAGGGGGAAGCAAAGAGGAUCACUCUGGUGCUACAGCAGCCCUCGCAAGGUGGAGCAGCCCAGACUGGGACAUUGACAGUAGGGGGAACUGCAGGGGCGGGUCACCAGGGCCAGCAGCCCAGGCUGGUGUUGGGCUCUUUGCCAGGGAAGUUGGUCCUGCAGGGAGGCCAGCUGGCAGCUUUUGCCCAAGCCAGAACGGGUCAAACGGGUGCACAGCCGAAAGUGCUCACCAUUCAGCUACAAGUUCAACAGCAGCCCAACCAACAGGGAGCCAAGUUUCAAUUGGUUUCUGGGGCAGCUAAUGCUGGUGGCAGCCCUCAGGUGGUGCAGAUUUCUCAAGGCCAAGGAGGACAAAGACUAGCAGUGCCUCUUAAACUACUGCUGCAGCCACAGUCAAGCACUGCUUCCAGUGCUGGUGGGGCCGUUUCUGUGGUUAAAGUUAUCAAUACCUCGGCUGCCGGGUCUGCGUCCAUCACCACCACUACAGCCGCGUCUUCCGGUGUGCGUUUGGCAAAGAUCCAGGAGCCCGUGCGAAGAGUGGAGACCCUGUGCAAACAGGAGAAAGCAAAUCGCAUUGUUGCUGAGGCCAUCGCACGGGCCAAAGCCAGGGGUGAAAGGAACAUCCCCCGUGUGCUCAACCAGGAUGAACUGCCUGCCGGACAUACCUCAGCAGACAUAGAAGGUGCCACAGGAGCUGGAGGAGCCAAAAAGAAAGGAGUAGGUGGAGGUAGUAGUAGUGGAGGGAGCAAGAAGAAAAGCCCAAGUGCAGGAGGAGGGAAAGUGGUGGCCGGAGGAGACAAGAAAUCCAAGGCGAAGACUCCAGGAGUGGUUUCUGGAGGCGGGGGCAGUAAAAGUAAAUGCAAGACUAAGCUCAACACCAUCACUCCAGUGGGUGGUAAGAAAAGAAAAAGAAAUGCAUCCUCUGACCAUUCAGAUAUAGAUCUAAGCCCACCUGUUUCACCCCGCACACUGGAGGAGGAAAUGUCACAGAAGCGACGUUCUAACCGUCAGGUGAAGCGGAAGAAGUACACAGAGGAUUUGGACAUUAAAAUCACUGAUGACGAAGAUGAAAUGGAUGCGGAUGUUGACGUAACCACAACUCCUGUGUCUAGUGCAGGGCAUCUGCAGUCUAUGGGAGCAGAACUCCAGCAGGAACUGGAUGGGGAUGGUCUUCCAAGCAUGCAGUUUUUUGUGGAAAACCCAAGUGAGGAGGAUGCUGCUAUUGUGGAUAAAAUAUUGUCUAUGCGGGUGACCAAAAAGGAGGUGUCUCCAGGGCAGUAUACUAAUGUGGAGGAAUUUUUUGUCAAAUAUAAAAACUACUCGUACAUGCACUGUGAAUGGGCCAGUCUUGAACAGCUGGAAAGGGAUAAGAGAAUCCAUCAGAAGCUGAAGAGAUUCAAGACAAAACAGGCACAGAUGAGGAACCUAUUCCAGGAGGAUGAGGAACCUUUCAAUCCAGACUACGUGGAGGUUGAUCGUAUUUUGGAUGAGUCACAUAGUGUCGAUAAAGACAAUGGGGAGCCAGUAGUGUACUACCUAGUGAAGUGGUGCUCUCUGCCCUAUGAAGAUGCUACUUGGGAGCUGAAGGAGGAUGUUGAUGAAGCAAAAGUGGAAGAAUUCAGGAAGAUUGAAAGCCGCCCGGCCCGACUCAAGAGAACUCCUCGACCUGCUGCAAGUGCCUGGAAGAAGCUUGAUGAGUCCAGAGAGUAUAAGAAUGGGAACCAGCUCCGAGAGUACCAGCUGGAGGGAGUCAACUGGUUGCUCUUCAACUGGUACAACAGGCAAAACUGCAUCCUGGCAGAUGAAAUGGGUCUGGGGAAGACCAUUCAGUCCAUAGCCCUGCUGUCAGAGAUGUUUGCUGUAGGGGUCCAGGGGCCGUUCCUUAUCAUUGCCCCUCUAUCCACUAUCACAAACUGGGAGAGAGAGUUUUCCACCUGGACAGAUAUGAAUGCUAUCGUUUACCACGGCAGUCUGGCCAGUAGACAGAUGAUCCAGCAGUAUGAAAUGUACUGCAAAGAUGACAAGGGACACUUGAUACCAGGGGCCUAUAAAUUUGAUGCUCUAAUCACAACCUUUGAGAUGAUUCUAUCAGAUUGCCCAGAGCUGAGGGAGAUUUCUUGGCGCUGUGUAGUUAUUGAUGAAGCUCACCGUUUGAAGAACAGAAACUGCAAACUACUUGACAGCCUCAAGAUGCUUGACCUUGAGCAUAAAGUGUUGUUAACAGGCACUCCACUUCAAAACACAGUAGAGGAGCUGUUCAGUUUGCUGCACUUUCUGGAGCCGGCCCAGUUCCCCUCGGAGAUAGAGUUUUUGCGUGAGUUUGGAGAUCUUAAAACAGAGGAGCAGGUCCAGAAACUGCAGUCAAUUCUAAAGCCCAUGAUGCUGCGUAGACUGAAAGAAGAUGUAGAAAAGAACCUUGCCCCAAAACAAGAGACCAUUAUUGAGGUGGAGUUGACUGAUGUACAGAAGAAGUAUUACCGUGCUAUUCUAGAACGUAACUUCAGCUUCCUCAGCAUGGGAGCCACACAAAACAGCAAUGUACCCAAUCUCCUCAACACAAUGAUGGAACUUCGAAAGUGCUGCAACCACCCUUACCUCAUUACAGGUGCUGAGGAGAAGAUAGUGGCUGAGCUGAGGCAGGUGUAUGAUCCUCUGGCUUCAGACUUUCAUCUCCAGGCUCUGGUGCGCUCUGCAGGGAAACUGGUCUUGCUGGAUAAGCUGCUUCCUCGCCUUAAGGCUGGCGGGCACAAGGUGCUCAUCUUCUCACAGAUGGUGCGAUGCCUUGACAUCCUUGAGGACUACCUCAUACACAAGAGAUACCUGUAUGAGCGCAUUGACGGGCGGGUCAGAGGAAACCUGCGACAAGCGGCCAUUGAUCGCUUUAGUAAACCUGAUUCAGACCGGUUUGUCUUCCUGCUUUGUACCCGGGCUGGAGGUUUGGGCAUUAAUCUGACUGCUGCUGACACCUGUGUCAUUUUCGACUCUGACUGGAACCCACAGAAUGAUCUUCAAGCUCAGGCACGUUGUCAUCGUAUUGGUCAAUCUAAAGCGGUGAAGGUUUAUCGUCUCAUUACCAGAAACUCCUAUGAGAGGGAGAUGUUGGACAAAGCGAGUCUUAAACUGGGACUUGAUCGAGCUGUUCUGCAAAGCAUGAGUGGAAAUAAGGACAACAGUGUUAACGGGAUUCAGCAGUUCUCAAAGAAGGAGAUAGAGGAUUUGCUUCGUAAAGGUGCUUAUGCAGCCAUUAUGGAUGAGAACGACGAGGGCAGCCGUUUCUGUGAGGAGGACAUCGAUCAGAUACUUCAGAGAAGAGCAACUACCAUCACUAUAGAGAGUGAAGGCAAAGGAUCCACCUUUUCCAAGGCCAGCUUUGUGGCGUCUGAGAACCGCACAGAUAUUGCUCUGGAUGAUCCCGAGUUCUGGCAAAAGUGGGCCAAGAAAGCUGACAUAGACAUGGACUCUCUCAACAGGAAGAAUACUCUUGUGAUUGACACACCGAGAGUAAGAAAGCAAACACGUCAGUAUUCCAGUCUGCGUGGAGAGGGUGGGGAUCUGUCUGAUUUGGACAGCGAUGAAGACUACCCACCCCAUAAUUCCCGACAAUCUCGGGCCUCUCGACGCUCAGACCGGCAUUCUGGUGGUGGUUAUGGGCGCACAGACUGCUUCAGAGUGGAAAAACACCUACUUGUUUAUGGGUGGGGCCGUUGGCGGGAUAUCCUGUCUCAUGCUCGCUGUAAGCGGCGUCUCAGUGAACGUGAUGUGGAAACCAUCUGCCGUGUCAUCCUGGUUUUCUGUCUGAUACAUUACCGUGGAGAUGAGAACAUCAAAAGCUUCAUCUGGGAGCUAAUCACCCCUCCAGAGAAUGGACGAGAACCACAGGCUCUGCUUAAUCACUCUGGUCUGUCCAUCCCUGUCCCUCGUGGCAGGAAGGGGAAACGAGUCAAGGCUCAGAGCUCUUUUGAUGUGCAGAAAGUUGAGUGGAUCCGAAAGUAUAAUCCUGAUAGUCUUCUGCUUGAUGACAGUUACCGAAAACACCUCAAACACCAGUGCAACAAAGUGUUGCUGAGAGUACGUAUGCUGUAUUACCUGAAGCAGGAGGUCAUUGGAGAACAUGCUGAUUCUGUAUUGAGAGGAGCUGAUGCAAGGGAUAUUGAUAUCUGGUUGCCUGAAAUGGAGCAGCAGGAUGUUCCGUCUGGAUGGUGGGACGCAGAAGCUGACCGAUGCUUGCUUAUCGGUGUCUAUAAGCAUGGAUAUGAGAUGUACACCACUAUGCGUGCUGACCCCUGCUUGUGUUUUGUUGAGCGAUGUGGCCGUCCAAAUGAGCAGGACAUUAAUGCGGAGCAGCAAGCAGCAGACCCAGAGCUUGGGGAGGGAGGGGACUAUGACAAGUACUCAGAAGAUCCAGAAUUUAAACCUGCGACAAGACACACCAAGGAGGUAUAUGAAGAGGCUGAUUCGGUGAAUGCAGAUGGAGAGAUUUGUGUGGAGGAUCACUCUGCCCCUGUGCAGAUUGAGGGGCCAUCUUCAGGAUCGUCAGAUUUGUGUUACUGGCCAACAAGCUCAUCGCUCACAGCCAGACUACGCCGUCUUAUCACAGCCUACCAACGCAGUUACAGACGAGAGCAGCUUAAGAUAGAGGCAGCAGAGAAGGGCGACCGUAGACGUAGACGCUGUGAACAAGCCACAAAGCUCAAAGAGAUAGCCCGCCAAGAACGACAGCAAAGGUAUGUUCCUUUAAUAAACCGUUACAAAAGUUUCCUGUUCAGUCUCGAUGUCCAGCGUUCUUAUAAGCGUCUCUGUUUCAGGUGGACUCGUAGGGAGGAGUGUGAUUUUUAUAGGGUGGUAUCAACCUUUGGGGUCGAAAGGAUAAAGAAAGAAGCUGAUGCUCCAGAAGGGGACGAGUAUCAUAUGUCCUGGAAUCACUUCCGUUCUUUUGCUCGCCUUGAUAAGAAAACCGACGAGAGCUUGACGCGUUACUUCAAAUGCUUUAUGUCCAUGUGUCGGAAAGUGUGUCACCUUCGGCCAGCACGUGGAGAAGAAUCUCAAGAUUUGUCCCAGUCUCUGGCCCCCAUCACAGAAGAACGAGCCUCGCGCACACUGUACAGGGUCAGCUUGCUUUGUCGGCUACGUGAGCGCGUUCUUCCCCACCCCUCAUUGGAGGAACGCCUCAGUCUGGCACCACUCUCCUCUGACCUUCCCAACUGGUGGAACGUCCCACAGCACGACCAUGAGCUGCUCUUAGCUGCCGCUAGACAUGGCGUCAGCCGCACUGAACUCUCAAUCUUCUCUGACCCACAGUACUCAUUCAGUCAGGCCCGCCUCGACUACCUCCAGAACCAGCAAGCCCAAGCUGCUUCGCAGAUGCACGCGUUAAGUCAGUCACAGGAUCCGACCAGCAUCAAAGAGGAGAGCCUAGAUGAUGAUUCUCGGCUGCUGGGGGUGGAGGCCCUCUGUCCGUCUGACUCUCCAGCUAUGCUCCUCACCCAUUCUGAGGGGAAAGUUGGAGUUCCGGCUGGAUGGGGCUGGAAGAAGAGCAAAAACAAUGGGCCCAGUGAGAGAAAAGGAGAAAGAGAGAGAGGUGAAGGGCCUUCGGACUCCGAUUCUGAUUCAGACUCGGGCUCGUCUUCCUCCUCCCGUCAUUCUGGCAGCUCAGAUGAUAGCGGAGACAGUGAUGCUGAGAGAGAACAAGCAGCUCUUAAGAUGUGCGAUGGCGAUGAAGAAAACAGCAUCCUCUCACUCACACCAUCUCAAGAAGGCGCCCCGCCCGAGUCCCUCACUGACCCUCUGAGAGUUGAUUGGCCCAAAGACCGCAUGUUGAUAAACCGAAUAGACAACCUCUGCUCACUGGUUCUAGCAGGGCACUGGCCGACAGGUCGACGCUACGUCUCUGACAUACAGCUCAGUACUACACCUGAUGAGCAUGACCUCGGAGAUGGCCUAGGUUACCCCCGAGUGGCACGCAAAAGCAACAGUGCCCUUUCUGCAGAUGCUCUUGAAGGCCAAGAAUCAGAGUUCACAGUAAAACUGCUAAAGGAGGAGGGGCUGAAGUUGACUUUUUCUAAGCAGGCUCUCAUGCCAAACGGUGAAGGGAGUGCACGCAAAAAGAGAAAGGACCACGAGCUGGUAGAUGCCGAAGGGGUUCUCCAUGCUCCCCGCAGAAGGGACCUUCCUAACUGGCUCAAAGAAAACCCAGAUUAUGAAGUGGAGGGAGACAUGUUAGAAUUACUGGUGAACCGGACCAAAAGGAAGAGGAGGAGGAAGAGGGUAGAGAAAGGAGCAGCACUUACCGGCAGUGAGAGAGUGAAGGUCAUAGACAUAAGGACAGGCAAGAAGUUUGGUGGAAUAUACGGGCCUUUACUACAGGACCUGAGAGAGCACCUGGAGGAGAAUCCUGACCACGUUGUAGCACCAGAAUGGUCUGAGACUGUUCGCAACUCGGGCUUCUUGCCUGAGAGUUCAUUCCACAGACUGUUGAGUCCCCACGCUUCAAUCCCCAAAAAGAAUCGACAUUACCUCUCCACCCCUUCGAUCCAAACUGAUGACCCUCUCCUGGGAGGCGGCGAAGGAGAGACGUUAGUUUCCGACGGCGCAUACAUGAUGGACGACGAGGACCUGGAGGACGGCAGUCACCUCACAUCAUCUCACCACUUCCUUACUCCAGCCUACGAUGUGAAGAUGGAGCCGAGCGCUCUUGAUAUGGACGGAGGCGACAGUUUGUCACAAGGUGGCUAUGAUAGCUCAGACAGAGAGGCCAUUUUGGAUGAUGUCAUCAUGGCACCGAAGAAUUCAGACUCUUCCUCAAGCUCCGAGGAUUGACCAAAUCUCACGUUAGAUGUAGUAAACCGAGAUCAUGACAGUCUUUUAUUUUAUUAUAUUCUGCCUUCAUUAUUUUUAUAAUUAUUAUUGAUGUUAUUGCUUAAAAUAUGGAGUAACAGAUUUUUUUUUUUUUUUUUCUUGGGUUGGAUUUGUACUUGACUGUUUUGUGUAGGAAAGAUAUAGGCACCUUUUUUUCUUUACACCUCAUUCAGCACAAUGUGCAAAAUCUUAAUUCCAGAUGGACAAAAUAUAUCAAUUUCAUGUCUCACAUACCCCCACAGUAAGCCCCUUUCAUCCUUUAUUGGCUGGGAAAGGAGCUGUUCGUCUCAAUCCCUCUGGCUGAACUGUUUAACAGUGCGCUGGAGAAUCCAUAGUCAUGCACUGAGCUGAGCCAUCGUGGUGCCUCGGUCUGGUGAAGAACAUGGAGUUUUUGUUGGAUGUAUAUCAUUUUUUUGUGUGUGUGUUUGGGGGAUUCGUAGGAUUUGGGGUUUAGGGUUAGUUACUGAAACAAUGUUAGACAGAUGAUGGCUGUAUUGUACAAAGUAGAGUUGGUCCUAUGCCUGCAAUGAUGCAAAAAUUAUGCGUUUAUUCCCGUUUCAAUAACUGACUCCAACUGUCUCUGUGAUAUAAAUAUGAAUAGCAGUCUACAGUGGAAACUGAUGUCUGUUGAAUUCUUUUCAUCAAGUGUUGAUAUUUAUUUGAAUAAUGACUACUCAAGGCCCUUUUUAUUGACUUCUUGGAAUACAUGCUGAAUAGAAGAACAAGUUCAUUUUCUCUUUCAUAUUUCAUACUUGGAUGAGGUAUCAUAAAAACAAUCAUAGUCUUCAGUGAUUGUGUUUUGAUUAAUUUAGUUGAUGCAUGCAUAAGACAUUAAAUCACCAAUUUAGAAUAAUUUAAGGU
Onychostoma macrolepis is the source of this 9102-nucleotide messenger RNA. It is a transcript of the gene chd8, whose product is annotated as chromodomain helicase DNA binding protein 8. The coding region runs from base 424 to 8202 and encodes 2592 amino acids. Gene Ontology annotation, biological process: chromatin remodeling. Gene Ontology annotation, molecular function: protein binding; ATP-dependent chromatin remodeler activity; ATP binding. The transcript has 38 exons. NCBI's taxonomy places the organism in Eukaryota, Metazoa, Chordata, Actinopteri, Cypriniformes, Cyprinidae. The record is from RefSeq and is a predicted model, not a curated record.